ACACUGAGGGAAAAAUCCCGUUGCGAAAUCAAGCACGUAUGUUGUCAUUUUCGCAACGACCCGUUGUUAUAUUUUUCAACAACGGCUGUUGGUGAAUUGUGCACGAACGUGCUCAAAUUGACACCGAGACGUGGUCAACUUUCGGUACCAACAACAGCCGUGCUUAAUUUGUCCAUUUGUAAUAUUGGUAAUUGCAGCCGAUUACACACGAGUAAAAAAUGACAACGGUGGUGCAUGAUUCACACACGGUCGUUGUCAAUAUGACACCGGUCGUGUAUGAAUUAUGCACCACCACCUGCAUAAUGAUGCACCACCGUUGUUACUUUGUACACCGACGUGCAUGAAUCGUACACGAUCGUUGCCAUUUUAGCAACUACCGUGUAUGAAUCAUGCACCACCGUUGUCAUUUUUUUUACUCGUGUGCAAUCGGCUGCAUAUUUACCAUUUUUUCCGUGUUAUUGAAAGAGAAAGGACGCAUUGUGCAAAAAAUUUAUUGAAAAUGAAUAAUAAUUCGCAAGAUCCUCAAAAUAUCAUUGGUGAGUUGUUAGAAAUCGAUGGCAAUAUUGUUGUGGUUCGCGAUACAAACCAUUGCAGCAGUCAAGAUGCGGAAAACAAUGAGGACGAUUAUAUGUUAAGGGAGUUCUUAAAAGGAAUAAAUAUGGAGUCGCUUUUUGAACAAUUAAAAGGUAAGUAAAUAAAAAUGAAUUUUUCAGUUAAUCAGUGUAAUUAACAAAGAAUUUUCUUUUUUGUUCUUUUAGCAUCACAUGUAACAUUUCGCAGCUUGCAGUACUUGAAAAAAGAAGAUUUAAAGGAAGCAGUGCCACCAUUGGGACUGCGUGUUGAAUUCAGAGAAAAGCUCUUUGCUUGGAAAAAACGAAAGGUACGUAUUAUUUGUUUUACAGAGUUGAACUCAGUAUUAAUAUUGUCAUAACAAUAGCUCGGGAUUGAUGACGAAACUAUGUCAGUUCCAUCUAAAAUAGGUGAAUGGUGGAAACGCAACGAGACACCUGCAAGUACUCCUGGUACUCCCGACACUACAGGUUCGAACUGCUCAAAAGCCAAAGGAAUUUUGUCAGAGGAUCUAACGGAAUUGUUAACACAUACCUCGAAGGGGAAACUAGCGCUUGAAUGUAGUAGCGUUAAUAAGAAAUUAAGUGACGAGCAAAGAGAUGAUAUAAUUAAUAUAAUUAUUGAAGAUAUUUUAACCAACAAUGUUACUCUUUACACUCAAGACUAUAUGCGCAUAUUGGAUGAAAUUUGUUCCGUUUUUCCUCUUGAAAACGAAAUGAGGGAUUAUUAUUACAUUUCAAGAAAAGGAAAGAACAACGCAAGCGGAAAACUUUAUGCCAAGUAUAGAAACAAGAAGUCCAAAAGAAUAAAGCUUUUGAUUUCCGAGCCUAGCACAAGCAAAGCAGCAACUCACACAUCUCCUAAUUUUUGUAACAAAGAUGUUCCCGAAAUUGAUGAAUCAGUUGAAAAUUCAUUGAAAGCUUCCUUACUAAGAGAAUGUAAUGAUUGGGGAUCGAUCUGCGAAAAAUGGAAAAGAUCUUUUAACAUACGGCAAAGAGAUAUAAAAAAUUUAAGUAGCCAUACAUUUCUCCUUGAAUGGACGAAGUUGUCCGAUGCAAGAGCUUCAGAAUUGGUCAACAUUGAUUUCGAUAUUAUGUAUCCACAGAAAGGCAAUCUUCUACUUUCUAAAUGGGACCAAUUUAAGAAAAAAAUUUACAAUUAUUAUGGGAAAAAUAUUCAUAACGAACAUUGCAAACAACUCUUCGCAAAUGUUUUGACGGCAAGCAGCAUAGGUAAAUUUUAAUUCCUGAUUUAUCAUAAACAUUAAAAGUAAUAUUUAUUUUAUAUUUCGGUUGCAGAUGCUCAAGAUUAUAUAUACGCAAUACUGUUGAAUUCAGUUUUACCAUCACCUGCUAGGUUUAAAUGUGGAAACGGUAAAUUACGAAAAAAAGUAACAAUAGCUGAUUCGCAGGAAAGUUUCGUACUGCGACUACCGACAAUUAACGAUUAUAAAAGGCAAAUUGAUACAGUCACUGAAAAGUAUUACAAUGCUGGAUUAACUAUACAGCCAUUUAUAAUUGUGGAGGGUUUGUCCGAUUUCAAUAUAAAAGGUUUUUAUGUUUUUUUUAACCACAAUUUGUUAAAAUUUCAAUCGUUCCUCGAAUGUUUAGAUACAUGUUAUAAAAUUUUUCAUGCACUUUCUUUAAAAUAUCCAAAUGCCUGCCAAAUUCCAUGGAUUUUUAUCCAAAAAUAUUUUUAUGAAAUUAAUACUGUAUAUGAUAUAAAAUCAGUUAAUUUGACUUCACUUAUUAAUUUCUGCAACAAUAAUUAAAGUACAAUUCAAAAUGUAUAUUUGCUUUCGUUGCCGUAAGCAUUUUGAUAAGGCAAAUCUUUUAAUAGCUCAUUUGAAAACAGACCAUUUAAUGUCCACUAAAUUUUUAAAAGUACAAUGCGUUCAGGACAACUGUAAGCAAACAUUUACAAAAUUUACGUCAUUCAGAAUUCAUUUAGAAAAACUUCACAAGAAUCACACAAAAGCUCCACCAAUGGUUAAAGCCAUUAAUGUGCCAGUUGAAAUGUCAUCAUCAAAAGAAAAUGAUUAUACAAACAGUGAAACUGUUAUUAACAACAAUACAAUAGAAAAGGAUUUAAA
Musca domestica (house fly) is the source of this 2662-nucleotide messenger RNA. RefSeq lists its product as uncharacterized. NCBI's taxonomy places the organism in Eukaryota, Metazoa, Arthropoda, Insecta, Diptera, Muscidae. The coding region runs from base 959 to 1813 and encodes 284 amino acids. The record is from RefSeq and is a predicted model, not a curated record. The transcript has 4 exons.